AUGGGAGGGCAGAGGAGCCGAGGCUCCUGGGGCCAGCCGUGCUGCCGACCAGUGCCCGCAGAACACGGCGGGUACGGCCGACGGCGGAGGAUGGUGGUGCCGCGGGUGGCAGAGCUGUCCCGGCGCUCCGAAACCCCGCGGCAGCCAUUAAAGGGGCUGAAGCAGGGGGAGAAGAGUGGCCGGGCGGAAGCAGAGGCGACGCCGGGCUCCCUUCCUGGCCCCUCACGGCUGGCACCGAAAGGUGCUGCCCUGGACGCGGUCCCACCACAGAAUCCAGCUGGUCCCGAGGUCGCGGCAGCUGCCGGUGGGGAGGACAGCCGGCACCACGGACGCCCGCCGUCGGCCACGGGGAGGGAAGACGUGGUCAGGGGGGAGCUGGGCGGCCUCCAUGGCAGCCCCCUCUACAAGUGCUUUGUCAAGGCCUGGCCACAGGUGGAGGCUUUCCAAGUCCGGCCAGCUGACCUGCUCAUCGCCACCAACCCCAAAUCGGGCACGACGUGGCUGAGCAAGAUCCUGGAUGAGAUAUACCACGACGGCGAUGUGGAGAAGUGCCAAUGGGAUGCCAUCGUCAACUGGGUGCCCUUCCUGGAAAUGAAGGCCCCCAAGAUGUCGAGAAGCAUCGAGAUGCUGGAGAAAACCCUGUCCCUGCAGCUGGUGAAGACCCAUCUCCUGGUCCAGCUCCUCCUGACCUCCUUCCAGGACAAGAACUGCAAGGUCAUCUACAUGGCCCACACCCAAGAUGUCAUCUUUUCCCACUACUACUUCUACGAGAUGGCCAAGAUGCACCCUGACCCCAGCACACUGGGUGAGUUCCUGGAGACCUUCAUGGGUGGCAAAGUGGCCUACGGGUCCUCGUAUGAGCACGUGUGGGGCUGGUGGGAGAAGAAGCAGGAGGAGCAACUCCUCUACCUCUUCUAUGAGGACAUGAAGAAGGACCCAUGGCAGGAGGUGCAGAAGAUCCAAUUUCUGGGCAAGGAGGUGGUGGAGGGGACGGUGGCAAGGAUGGUCCACCACACCUCCUUGCAGGAGAUGAAGAAGAACCCUGCUGCUGACUACGAGACCAUGCCCACUACCCUGAUGGACCACAGCCUCUCCCCCUUCCUCUGGAAAGGGAUCACUGGGGACUGGAAGAACCACUGCACCAUGGCCCAAAACAAGCAUUUUGACCAGCACUACCAGGAGCACAUGGCAGGCUCCAACCUCAACUUCCAGAUGGAGGCGUGA
This is a messenger RNA of Haliaeetus leucocephalus (bald eagle), 1224 nucleotides long. RefSeq names its product sulfotransferase 1 family member D1-like. NCBI's taxonomy places the organism in Eukaryota, Metazoa, Chordata, Aves, Accipitriformes, Accipitridae. Gene Ontology annotation, cellular component: cytoplasm. Gene Ontology annotation, molecular function: sulfotransferase activity. The record is from RefSeq and is a predicted model, not a curated record. Gene Ontology annotation, biological process: sulfation.